Pleurotus ostreatus (oyster mushroom) is the source of this 1215-nucleotide messenger RNA. RefSeq lists its product as uncharacterized. Bases 1 to 1215 code for a protein of 404 amino acids. The transcript has 12 exons. Lineage: Eukaryota; Fungi; Basidiomycota; Agaricomycetes; Agaricales; Pleurotaceae. The record is from RefSeq and is a predicted model, not a curated record.
AUGGCUGCAGAAGACUUGAUCGACCUCUUGAACAAAUAUUCCUGGUCGUCAAAACAUGAGUUCACACUAGACGAGUUCCUGAACAAGUAUAGGCCGUCUAUGGUGCAGAAUGAUGGAACGAAACCGUGGAUCUGGGUUAAUGGUAGCAAGGGACGUGAUUUUGAUGCGGAAGCACAAAACGCAGCAUGCGAAGAGGGCGCACAGUACUUGAACGAGGUCACUGCGCGUGUAGAAGAGAUCAAGAACGAUCCGUCGAUUCCAGUACGAUCGAAUAAGAAAACUGGUGCCAAGAGUAAAAAGGAAUUGCGCGAACAGGUCCAAGCCACUGCUACGGAAAAGCUCAAGGAGAUAUCCCUCAAACAUAAAUAUGUUUGUGGCAAAUGGCUUGUUUUUGCUGCCGCUGACAAGGUAGAUGUGAUUUGGAAGGGAAUUGCCACUUCCCUAGUUUCUGGACCGUUGGCCGAAACCUCAGCGUUCCAAGCCAAAGUGGCCACAUCUCCUCAAGAAGAGAAUCCUAACUACCAGCAUGUCAUCUGCGUCUACAUGCCAGAUGUGUAUGACAAGGAUGCUGCAACGAAGGUUAUGCGAGUUCUCCUCCGAAACCAUGGGUUGAACUUGUCCGGCGUCAAGUCUGAUAUGUACACAUCCUUAGGCAUUGAUAGCAAACAUCCUAGUGGGAUACCAUCUACGGCAAGUGCUAUAUGGAAGAAUACGAGUCUCAUGAAGGAUGCCGAGAUUAAGGAAUUGAAGGAGGCCUUCUUCGCCGAACUUUCCACUGCGAAACCGAAGGCCACGGAGGACAAGGAACAGAAAGGCGCGUCGGGGGACGAGGAGAAAACACACAUAGGAGGCUCGUCAACCAAGAAAGCUACUGCAAAGCCGGGACCUAAGCUGAAGAAAAAGGUCGCUGACGAUCCUUUUGCGUCUGACAAUGACGCCGAUGAGCAGGCUGAGAACACAAAGGCAGACUCGAAGGUUGGAGAGAAACCGAAAGCAGUAGCCGACAAGAAGAUUGCUGCAAAACCUGCGCCUAAACUUAUGAAGAAAAAGGUUGUUGAUGACGACUUUGCCUCCGAUGAUGAUAUGGAUGAGGAAGAAGCACCAAAGGCAAAAGCGAAGGGGAAGAAGAGCACCGUGGUGAAGAGACGCAAAUCAUUUUCUGACGAUGAUGAGGACCUAGACGAGCGUCGGAAGAAACCUCGUGGCAAGAAGUGA